UCGCAGCCAUCAACGCUAUGUGCAGUGACAUUUCUGACUUGAGUGGAGGAAUGCGCGAAGGAAGCCCGGACGAAAUUGGUACUAGAGGAUCUUCUUGGCGCCAAUGCUAAUUGUCCUGAUUUAUGUCCCUUCUGAGUAAGCUCAACGUCUUCGUCUGAAAUAAAAUGAAAGCUGUGCCAAGCGGAGUAGAACCACCGGACCGCUGGUUCUGAUCCCUGGGAAAUCAGGAAGUCGUCCUGCAGCUUAAAAAAAAAAAAAAAAAAAAAAAAAAAAUAGGGAAAAAAAAGAAAGAAAGAGAAAAAAAAAAAAAAAACAACCCUCAGUAAAGUUUAAGGCGAGAAGUGGCAGAGGCACUGGCGCGAGGAGGCGCGGAGGAGACCCGGCAAGCAGAGGACUGGGCUGGCAAGACCUCCCGAAGGCUGCGAUUUCAUUAUUAAUAUCACUAUAUUUUUGGAGGGAGAGGCACCUUUCUCAUCUUCCCUUCCUCUCCGCCCACCCCUAUUCCCUCCCCCUCAUCUACCUGUCAAAGUCACUGAUCUUUUGCAUUUCGGAAGAGGACGUCAACGGGAAGGAAUUCCCCCUCUCGGCUAGGGCUCCGAGAGGGGGCGACGUGCAGGAGGCUGCCCCCCCUCCUCCGGGGCCAGAGGCGAAGAAGGGUGUUGGUGCCAGAAGAGAAGAAUGAUUGAUGGGAAGCAGACACCGAGCGAUAGACACUCGUCCUGUUGCUGUAGCUACUGAUACCUCAGUGCGCCUGAGCAUCCCUUGUGAACUGUGAGCAUCAAGCACCCAGGGUUAUUGGAUGUACAAUAGGAGAGCCAUCGUUUUGAUAAAUCCUUAUCUGCUACUGGACAUCUUUUAUAAAAAAUCCAAGCUAGACCCAAGGCUAAUAGAUACGUUCUAGGACGAUGAAAAAGCUGCAAGUCGUUGCUAGUGCCUAGUGCACAAGUAUGCUAGGCUUCCACCAAAGUCCUCAAUAUACCUGAACAUGUGCAAUAUAUGAACCCUUCACUUUUAAUUUUGGAAUCUACGUUGAAGUCUCAUCUUCUUUUUCUUUUUUUAAUAUACAAACCUACCUACGUAUAGACAUAGAUAAGCUGCUUUAGUUACCACGAAGAUUGCCAAGAAUUUAGAGAUGUAUUUGUCAAGAUUCCUGUCAAUUCAUGCCCUUUGGGUUACAGUGUCCUCAGUGAUGCAGCCCUACCCUUUAGUGUGGGGACAUUAUGAUGUGUGUAAGACUCAGAUUUAUACCGAAGAAGGGAAAGUUUGGGAUUACAUGGCCUGUCAGCCGGAAUCCACAGACAUGACAAAAUAUCUGAAAGUGAAACUGGAUCCUCCAGACAUUACCUGUGGAGACCCUCCUGAGACGUUCUGUGCAAUGGGCAACCCCUACAUGUGCAAUAAUGAGUGUGAUGCAAGUACCCCAGAACUGGCUCACCCGCCUGAGCUGAUGUUUGACUUUGAAGGAAGACAUCCCUCCACCUUUUGGCAGUCUGCUACUUGGAAAGAGUAUCCCAAGCCUCUCCAGGUUAACAUCACUCUGUCUUGGAGCAAAACUAUCGAGCUAACAGACAACAUAGUUAUUACCUUUGAAUCAGGGCGUCCAGACCAAAUGAUCCUGGAGAAGUCUCUUGACUAUGGACGAACGUGGCAGCCGUAUCAGUAUUAUGCCACAGACUGCUUAGACGCUUUUCACAUGGAUCCUAAAUCUGUGAAGGAUUUAUCACAGCAUACGGUCUUAGAAAUCAUUUGCACUGAAGAGUACUCCACAGGUUAUACGACAAAUAGCAAAAUCAUCCACUUUGAAAUCAAAGACAGGUUCGCAUUUUUUGCCGGACCUUGGUUACGCAAUAUGGCUUCCCUCUACGGACAACUGGAUACAACCAAGAAACUCAGAGAUUUCUUUACAGUCACAGACCUGAGGAUAAGGCUUUUGAGACCCGCCGUCGGGGAAAUAUUUGUAGAUGAGCUACGCUUGGCACGCUACUUUUACGCAAUCUCAGACAUAAAGGUGCACGGAAGGUGCAAAUGUAAUCUCCAUGCCACUGUGUGUGUGUAUGACAACAGCAAAUUGACCUGUGAAUGUGAGCACAACACUACAGGUCCAGACUGUGGGAAAUGCAAGAAGAAUUAUCAGGGCCGACCUUGGAGUCCAGGCUCGUAUCUCCCCAUCCCCAAAGGCACUGCAAAUACCUGUAUCCCCAGUAUUUCCAGUAUUGGUAAUUGUGAAUGCUUCGGCCACUCCAAUCGAUGCAGUUAUAUCGAUCUGCUAAAUACAGUCAUUUGCGUGAGCUGUAAACACAACACUAGAGGGCAGCACUGUGAGUUAUGCAGGCUGGGCUACUUCAGAAAUGCUUCUGCACAGCUGGACGAUGAGAAUGUGUGCAUAGAGUGUUAUUGUAACCCUUUGGGCUCAGUCCAUGAUCGUUGUAAUGGCUCAGGAUUUUGUGAGUGUAAGACUGGAACAACAGGGCCUAAGUGUGAUGAGUGCCUGCCGGGAAAUUCCUGGCACUACGGCUGUCAACCGAAUGUCUGCGACAACGAGCUCCUGCACUGCCAGAACGGAGGGACGUGCCACAACAACGUGCGCUGCCUGUGCCCAGCCGCAUACACGGGCAUCCUGUGCGAGAAGCUGCGGUGCGAGGAGGCGGGCAGCUGCGGCCCCGACUCCGGCCAGGGCGCGCCCCCGCGCGGCUCCCCCGCGCUGCUGUCGCUGCUGGCCGCUCUGCUGGGGACAGCCGGGCCCCUGGGCAUCUAGGCGGCGCACCCAGCCACCAGACGGGCCGUGCUCUGGGGAAGCAAACACAGCCCCAGCAUUUGCUACUAACAUAGGAAACCCGCCCUCAGACACCCCCACUCAAACACAGUGUACAAAGAAGGCCUAACUGAACUAAGCCAUAUUUAUCAGCCGUGGACAGCACACCUGAGUCAAGACUGUUAAUUUCUGACUCCCAGAGGAGUUGGCAGCUGUUGAUAUUAUCACUGCGAAUCACAUUGCCAGCUGCAGAGCUUACCACCCAUCGGAAAGGCUGUGACAGCCCCCCAAAAGGAAAGAACAACAACAACAACAAAUCAACCAACUUAAAAACAUUUGCCACUGGCACGUGGUGUGCCCCAGCACCACCUGGCCCUGUGUGUGGACCAACCAAAUAGAAGCAUCCUUUGCUGGCAGUGCUUGGUGGGUCUAAGGAAGUCUGUUACAAGCUGCCAUAUUGGCCUGCUUCAGCCCCUGAACCCCCUUCCAACCUGUGCUUUAGUGAACCGUUGCUCUGUAACCCUUGUUGGUUGAAAGAUUUCUUUGUCUGAUGUUAGUAAUGCACAUGUGUAACAGCCCCCUCCAAAAGCUCCAGCCAGUCAUACCCUGUGUAUCUUAGCAGCACUGAGUCAUCCCAGUGCCAGCACACAUCCACUGUCCCCAGGAGUGGCUACAGGAAAAAAGAAAGUGUAUCUAUCCUUUUGUAUUCAAAUGAAGUUAUUUUUCUUGGAAUACUGUAAUAUGUAGAUUUUUUGUAUUCUUGCCAAUUUGUGUUACCAGACAAUCUGUUAAUGUAUCUAAUUCGAAUCAGCAAAGACUGACAUUUAUUUUGUCCUCCUUCAGUUCUGUUUCGUUUCAUUGUGCAGAGAUUUCUCUGUAAGGGCAACAAACUUGCUGGCAUCAAAGAAUAUCAGUUUACAUAUAUUAACAAGUGUAAUAAGAUUCCACCAAAGGACAUUCUAAGUGUUUUCUUGUUGCUUUAACACUAGAAGAUUUAAAGAAUAAAAAUUCCUGCAUAAACGA
Bubalus bubalis (water buffalo) is the source of this 3775-nucleotide messenger RNA. It is a transcript of the gene NTNG1, whose product is annotated as netrin G1. Bases 1133 to 2755 code for a protein of 540 amino acids. Gene Ontology annotation, molecular function: cell-cell adhesion mediator activity. The record is from RefSeq and is a predicted model, not a curated record. Lineage: Eukaryota; Metazoa; Chordata; Mammalia; Artiodactyla; Bovidae. The transcript is spliced from 8 exons.